AUGCGAGAGUGUCCGAAGUGCAAAACAAAAGAAUAUAAUAACCGUUCUAUGGUGAUGAUGAUUAACGAAUGUGGCCAUCCACUGUGCAGAAACUGUGUAGAGAACCUGUUUGCACGUAACAGUGGCCCUUGUCCUCAAUGUGGAAGGACCUUGUAUAAAAAAGGGUUUUGGGAACAAACGUUUGACGAUCCAAUCAUUGAAAGAGAAAACCACGUUCGGAAGAAGCUAAAAAAGAUUUAUAAUCUCCAUCGAGAAGACUUCCCAAGUUUGCGAGAGUUUAAUGAUUACUUGGAGCAUUUUGAAACAAUCGUAAUGAACCUAGCAAACGAUAUUGAUGUUGAGGAGACAGAGGCAGAAAUAAAGAAAUUUAAGGAAAAGAACAGCGAUUUAAUCGAAAAGAACAAAAAGAAGUUGGAUGAAGAUCAGUUGUUUAUCCAGCGCACUUUGGAAGAGGAAAGGAGAUUCAAAGAAAGAAAAGAGAGGAAUGGUUAUAAUGAUGAUGGGUUAGCACAAAAAUCGGGUAACGUUGUGAAUGCAAAAUCUAUCAUUGAAGAACUGAAAGACUCUGAUUUACCUGCAGAAGUGAUCCUUGAUAGACAGAGGAAACGACAGAUUGAAGCAGACUUGGCAGAAAAGGAAGAAGCGGCUAAAAGGAAGAGAAAGCUAAAAUUAGAAGCGCAGCAGAAAAAGUUGGAGACUGCUACAUUUGGCCCCCUACGGGUCAGCGGUGCUCCUUUUAUUUAUCGUCCGCCAGAUUUACUUAUCAAUGGCCCACCUUUGCCUACUUGGGAGAAUGUUUCUUCUAUGGGUUAUGUGCAACAUAUUCGCACAGUGAGCAAAGGUCGUCUCGCUGCUGGAUUUACUCCUGAAACGGGUUGUAUGCGGGCACUGUUUGAAUCUAAAGUUGACUUGUUCGCGUUUUAA
This is a messenger RNA of Enterobius vermicularis (human pinworm), 924 nucleotides long. The record is from the annotation of a GenBank genome assembly. Lineage: Eukaryota; Metazoa; Nematoda; Chromadorea; Rhabditida; Oxyuridae.